Molecule: messenger RNA, 2172 nt
Organism: Pseudo-nitzschia multistriata
Lineage: Eukaryota; Bacillariophyta; Bacillariophyceae; Bacillariales; Bacillariaceae
Source: the annotation of a GenBank genome assembly
AGAUUGCAUGUUGCAUUCACCACUUUUUUUUUCUGCAACCGUAUCGUUUGUACAUGCCUCCCCUUCUACACCGAAGCCCUAACUAAGAGAUAAAUUCUAAUCUCUACUUCUCUUUGACCCAUCAUACCUUACAUAGUCAUUGACAGCACGCCAUCACAUUUUGACUAUCUUACUCAUUCCGGUGGAAUACAAGUCGAUUAUCGAUAGGAUAAUCGAGAGCAAAAGUGUUCGCAAAAAUCAGUAGCACCACACACUAGAACAUCUCGGAAUCAAACUAAACCGACAUGACAACRRCAAGCAUGKCCCCCUACAACGAGAAUACAUCUUUGCUCCCGGAAGAGACGACGGAUGUCGAGGGCGUCGAAACCUCUGCACGUUUGGCAUUUGAGCGCUCCAACGGUGAUGCUUCCCGUCGGUAUCACCAGAAACGGACGAGACCCUCGCCUGAACACGACAGCGAGGAAGAGCCCUGGCACCAGAGUGCGGGAGGAUUGUUGCAACCUGUAAUCUUCGGCGGUCUCGAUGGAAUCCUGACCUCGUUCGCCAUUGUUGCCGGAGCUGCCGGCGGUGGAUUGUCCAUCACAGCGGUGCUCGUUCUCGGCUUUUCCAAUAUUUUUGCGGAUGCACUAAGGUGAGUUCAAACAGAGKAAGCCAAAAUUAAUGACGACUUCAUGGAUGUGCUUUCAUUCGUUCCUGCCUUUGUGUUUCUGGAUGAAUUCUCUUUAGGCAAGGGGCAUGACAUCGCAUAUGAUAUCGAACUUUUGCACUCGCUCAAAUAGUUUAAACCGUGUUGUUGAAAAUAUCUUAUCCGUUGUCUCGUUUCAUAGCAUGGGCGUCGGAGAAUUUUUGUCGAGCAAAGCCAACAACGAAUGGAUUCUGAGUGAAAAGAAACGAGAGGAGUGGGAGAUGGAAAACUACCGCGAAGGAGAAAUCCARGAAAUGAUUGAUAUUUAUGUCAACAAAGGUUUGACACCAAAGGAUGCAAAGCUUGUCAUAGAAACCAUGGCGAAGUACGAUGACUUCUUUGUCGAUAUAAUGAUGCAGCAAGAAUUGGAGUUACAGGUCCCAGAGGAAGACCAUGUUGAGCAAAGCAUGAAAGAAGGCUUUGUUAUGUUUUGUUCCUUUGCCUUUUUCGGAACCGCGCCUCUUUUGGGAUACACCCUCAUUCCAUGGCUUUUUCCGCAUCUGGAAAGCGAAAUUUUGUUCCGGUCGGCUUGUGCCGUGACAGGACUUGUGUUGUUUCUGCUUGGUUCCAUCAAGAGCAAYUUUUCGUGAGUAUUGUUCGUAAUUGUUCUGCUUUCAAAACUUACAGUUUCUGAGCAAGCKUAUCCUAACAACAAACUUUUUACUUUUUCCUUCGUUACUCACGCCUCGGUUCCAUUCCAUCCCCUGACAGAGGGACAAACUGGUUCUGGAGUGGUUGCGAAACAUUGAUCCUGGGUGGAACCUGCGCGACAGUUGCUUAUACCAUUGGAUUUUUCGUAAAUUCAAUGCUUGACGAGGAUGACUCGGCAGGAACGCUAUAAAAAUGCUUAACUACUUAGAACGAAAACUGCUCCGUAGAACGAACCCCAUAUCAUAGGGCAUGUAGGUAGGAUGAUGAUGGUGAAACUAGUUCCUGGCGAAGUGCGAAAAAGAAGAAGCGAUGUGCAUGAUUGGAAGGCGCAGAUCGAUCACGCUUGUCUCGCCAUGACACAACGAGGCCGUAGCGAAACAUUUAUUUUUGUACUUUUGUGAUAGCUCAUCUUUCGAAAGGUACCGUACACUAUCAUGAUCCUUCUUGUGAGAAGUUUUCCAGGACAAGGGAGAACAUCUUAUAAAAACGGUUCCUCCAAACAGAGUCUCAAGAGAGUUGAGCAAACCAAUGCAAAAGCUAUCGCAAGGAAACCACUGAAGAUAUGUUGUUGUACUUGUUGYACUGGUGCUAAUGAUGGUACCACCAGUAGCAGUAGGAGGAAGAAGGACAUAUUUGCUGUUGUUCUUCCUUCUUGUAGUAGGUGUUUCUUGUUCUUCCAGUACUAUUAGUAGUAGUAUCAUUGGUACCGGGAAGAAUAUCAUGAGUCAGUACUACUGCUAGUAGUUGUACUGCUACUAAUACUACUGUUAGUAGUAUUGGGGAAUGGAGCAGUAAAUCAAGCCAAGAAGAAGAAGAACUAAAAGUUACUAGACUUU